Messenger RNA from Fraxinus pennsylvanica, 336 nucleotides. The record is from the annotation of a GenBank genome assembly. NCBI's taxonomy places the organism in Eukaryota, Viridiplantae, Streptophyta, Magnoliopsida, Lamiales, Oleaceae.
AUGAUUUCUUCAAAUGAAGUGUCGUCUUCCUCAGUGUCGGAUUUCGGAGCCAUUCUAGUUUACAAAUUCCCACCUGUUAGGACGGUGGGGGAGUUAGUCGGAGGUGGGAUUGAUGCGGGAAGAAUUGGUGGAGAAACUGGAGCUGAAGAGGUUCAGAUUGCUAUGGAUAAUAAUCAAACGACUGUCUUGCAGAAUUUCAUAGCAGAUGCUGCUGCUCCACCUCAGACCCAAAAUGCUCCAUCGACCGAUCCAGGCUAUAACUCAUACACGUCCCAUGGUUUGGUAUACUCAUCUCCCCCUUCCAAUCCUAAUCUUUCUCAGCAAACCGGGCAUUAG